AUGCGUUGUCAUAUUGACAGUUAUCAAAAACAUUUAAGCAUGGAUGGACAUAAGGCUUUAGAAUUAUUAAUUUUUAAAGAUGAAGGAAUGCCCUCCGAUUUAAUAGAACGCCUUUCAAUAAAUUUACAAUUAACAUGCGAUUAUUUAAAAAUAAAUAGGGAUAAAAUUCAAGAAAUACCUACGGUUGUGCAGAUAACAGGAGAUUUCUGUGAUUCAGAAGAUAAAACUAGCAUUCUUUGGGAUUAUAUCUGUUGUGGAUUUUAUAUUUUAAUCGAUUGUAUUAAAGUUCCAGAAGAUGAUAAAAUUCCAAAUUUAAUACCUGGUGUUGGUAUUCCAUUAAACGUGCGUUCACAAUUUAAAACAUCUCCACAAGAAUCUUUAACAAUUAUUCAAAAGUAUACUCGUUUGCGUUCAUGUGCUGCUGGACUUUUAUUAUGUAAUAAAAAUUUCGAAAUACGUAAAUUUAUAUUAAGCAGACAUUUAGGUGAUUUAUUAGCUGCUUUGUUUCAAUUAUCUUUUGCUCCACUUAAAAAGCCUAUACAUGCAACGAAUGAAUUUCAAAUAACCGAAGAAAUAUGGGAAAAGUUGCAAAGUGAUCGACUAUUUUUUCGAAACAAUUUAAAUAAUUUACUAAACUCAACAUAUUUACCUGCUUUAAUUAGAGAAAUAAUGGUUCUAAUGGGUGUACAAAAACCUCCGGCGCCGAGAUGGUUAAAAAGUGAAUCUUCAAGAAUGUUAUGCGAUUUAUUAGUUAAAAAAGAUGGCAUUUUAGCAUUAUGUUAUGCAAUGUUUGAAAGUUAUACUGUUGAUAUUGGCGCUCAAUGGAAGCAAAUGGAAAUUCUACAAAAGUUAAUAUUUGAUAUUGGAAAUUCAAGCAUUUUACCAAAUUUCUAUGAAAAUGUAUCUUCUCAAAUAUUAAAAAUGUUAUCCGAAGUUGAAGAUGACAAUUCUAAACAUUUAUAUCUAAUUAUAACAAGAUUAUUUUGUAAAUCGAUUAUCGAACAAAAAAGAGAAAUUUUUGAAACCGAAAUAUUUAGUGUUAUUAGUAAACCAUUAGCCAAGUGUACAAAAAUUGAUAUAAAUGAAGAAUUAGUUGUAACACAAAAAUAUGAAAAUUUAAAUACAGAUGAUUUUGGAAAUUCUGAGGGGCUAUUUUUAUCAUUAAUGCUGUUAGAUAUUCUUAUUGACAAUUCAAUUGAACUGAGUCAAUUGACUGGUUGUAUAAAUUCAUUGGAAGCUGUUGCAAAUAAAACUAAAAACGUUGAGUUGAAAACGUACAUUACACAAACAUGUACAAAAAUACGAAAUGGUGGCAUCGAUAAAUCAAAUAAUGGGAUCAAAUCAGAAUUUGACCAAGCAUUGGAGGAAAUUUGUGAUCCUUUAUUGCCAGUUCGAGCUCAUGGAUUAAUGUCGUUAAAGAAGUUAAUUGAAACGAACGAUAUAACUGCAUGUGCUAGAAAACAGUAUAUUUUAUGUAUAUUUCAAGAAAAUUUGAAAAAUACGGACAGUUACAUAUACUUAGCGGCCAUUAAUGGAAUUGCUGCUCUAUCUACAAUUUAUACUGACAAUGUUCUUGAUAUUUUAACAGAAGAAUAUGUAAACAUGAAAGAAUGGCGGAAUGAGGAAGAACAUCAUAGAGUACGUUUGAAUUUAGGUGAAGUUCUUGUACAAGUUACAAAAAAGCUAGGGGAAAUGGCUCCUAAAUAUAAAACCGUUUUGCUGAAUACGUUUUUAUUUGGAGUAAAGGAUGAUGAUAAUUUAAUUCGAACAUCUAGUUUAUCGAACUUAGGACAAAUUUGUGAAGUUUUGGGAUAUAAAUUAGGAAAUGCAACAAUAGAGAUUUUACAUUGUUUAGAUUCAAUUAUAGAAACAGAUAAAGCAAUAGAAGCUCGACGUGCUGCUGUUAUGGUUAUGUAUCAAUUGUUGAAAGGUUUUGGACCAGAUACAAUUGUAUGUCUGAAAGAAGCACUCCUACCUAUUUAUCGUAAAUUAAAGGAUAUUUAUAUCCAUGAAAAAGAUGAUACUAUGCGAUUACAUGCACAGUUAGCAUUAGAGGAGUUAAAUAAUUCAACUAGAAAUUUUUUACUUCCGCCGACUCACUUAAACAAAACUAUAAAUAUUUUUGGUGAUAUUUCUCUUCAAUGAUCCGUUAAAUGCAUGUAAGCUAUUUUUGUAUUUGAUUAAAACUGUUGUAUGAUUAAGGUUGAAUGUUAGAUAUUCGGACGUCGGAUACAUAGGCAAUAAGUGGACAGUGUAUAGAAUGUCUCGGUUAUCGAAUGACGUUGUAAUGUAGGAUAAUAUAUUUGCAACGUAACACGACUUACGGAAAACGACGUUGGACUAUUUGAACUAUGCCCUGUAUAUACGGAAAUUAAAUGCAAAAAUCUACCUAUGCUAAUAUGAAAGCGUGAUAUUUAUAACAACUUCAAAUAUUAAACUUAAAAGUGAUUUAGAUACUUAAAAAGAAUCGAAUGCUUUGGAAAACAUCUUCAAUAGCAUCGAAACAUUUAAAACUAAAAUAAAAAAUAUAAAUAAAACUAAAAUAUGAUAAUUUUGU
Molecule: messenger RNA, 2557 nt
Organism: Chrysoperla carnea
Lineage: Eukaryota; Metazoa; Arthropoda; Insecta; Neuroptera; Chrysopidae
Gene: Tango6
Product: transport and Golgi organization protein 6 homolog
Exons: 6
Coding region: 1-2145 (714 amino acids)
Biological process (GO): protein secretion
Source: RefSeq, a predicted model, not a curated record